AUGCCGCCAAAUUCAACACAAGAGAAAUGCAUAGAACCAUCAGAAGCCACCAUGGAAAAGUUGGUACCUCCACAGGCUGCGCCGAGGGAAUACAAAAUUGUUUAUAGAAACAUAAUAACAUUUGGCUACGGUCAUCUUGCUGCUAUGUAUGGACUAUAUCUCGCCGUUACUGCAGCUUGUUGGAGCACUAUAUUUUUUAAUUAUAUUCUAUUCGUAUUAGCUGCUAUUGGGGUUACAGCUGGAGCCCAUAGACUAUGGACACACAGGGCAUAUAAAGCUAAGAUGCCAUUACAGAUUAUCCUAAUGGUUAUGAAUACCUUGGCUUUCCAGAAUACAGCUAUCGAUUGGGUUCGAGAUCAUCGGAUGCACCACAGGUAUAGUGACACAGAUGCAGAUCCUCAUAACGCAACCCGCGGUUUCUUCUAUUCUCACGUAGGCUGGCUCCUUGUUAGGAAACAUGAAGAAGUGAAGAAGCGAGGCCAGUUUAUAGACAUGAGCGAUAUCUAUGCGAAUCCUGUACUACGGUUUCAGAAGAAAUACGCCCUUCCCUUCAUUGGAUCCGUAUGCUACCUCCUCCCUACAAUCAUACCGAUGUACUUCUGGGGAGAAACCCUUAACGUUGCAUGGCACAUGUGCCUCUUCAGAUACGUCAUGAAUCUCCACAUAACAUUCCUCGUGAACAGUGCCGCUCAUCUUUGGGGGUACAAACCUUAUGACGAACACAUUCAGCCAGUUCAGAAUGAAGCUGUCAGUUUCAUUGCUUUCGGUGAAGGCUUUCACAAUUAUCAUCACGUCUACCCCUGGGAUUACAGGACUGCUGAGUUAGGUAAUAAUAAGUUGAAUGUUUCUACCUUAUUCAUCGACUUCUUCGCCAAGAUCGGGUGGGCAUAUGAUCUUAAGACAGUACCACAGAAUAUAAUUGACGCAAGAGCAGAGAGAACCGGCGAUGGAACAGAUUUGUGGGGCCGUAGGAAGGAUAAUUAA
Messenger RNA from Leptosia nina, 984 nucleotides. The record is from the annotation of a GenBank genome assembly. Lineage: Eukaryota; Metazoa; Arthropoda; Insecta; Lepidoptera; Pieridae.